ACUCUCCUGUGCUGCUGAUGCCACUCCGAGCUGCAGAUCUAACGGAGUUAGAGCUCCUCAAAGGUGCUGUUUCAACGCACAGUUUCAGGAUUAUUGAGCUGUCCGUGUUGGAAAUGGCAACAAGAUUCAACGUGUUUCUUGGGCUGUUCGCAGCCAUUCAGAUGAGGCUUACCAUUGAAGAGGUGCUGUCAAAAACUGCAGUGACCCAUGCAGAAUUUGAGGCCAUUCAUGAAAGGCAGAGUGCAGCAAUUGGACUGAAAAUCCAAAAAGAGAAAGAAAAGAGUGGGCUGCCCUCCUCCACACAGCCUAGUCAUGCUUGGGCCAGUCAUAUUCAGGAACAUGGGCAUUAUCAGGAGCAUGGGAGGUCUGGAACUGAACAGCACCAUGAAGUUUUAACUAAUAAAAACCACAUCAACAGAUCCCACACUGAGCAAGACAUCGAUCAUAUCUACUACAUUUCCAAAAUCUACCAGACCACAGAUGUUGCAGGCAAGGACUUAUGGGUGAAUUUGAAACAGAUGGAUGAAGGAAAGGUUCAUGGAGUUCUUUCCAAUACCCACAGGCAAGCUUUGACUGUGAACUUGUCCUUUGAGUUUCCUUAUUAUGGACAUUUACUGAAAGAGAUAACAGUGACUACUGGUGGUUUUCUCUACACAGGAGACAUGAUCCAUAAGAUGCUGACAGCCACUCAGUACAUUGCUCCACUUAUGGCUAACUUCGACCCAAGUAUUUCCCCAAAUUCUACCAUCAUUUACUCUGAUAAUGGCACAGCUCUUAUUGUGCAGUGGGACCAUGUUUACCUCCAGGACGACCCACAUUUGGGCAGUUUCACUUUCCAGGCUUCACUGCACAGUGAUGGCAGGAUCACCUUUGCGUACAAAGAGAUUCCUGUUGAUGUCAGUGAGAUUAGAUCAGAGAAUCACCCAGUGAAAGUUGGCCUUUCUGAUGCAUUUGUGGUGCUUCAUAAGAUUCAUCAGAUUCCAGAUGUCGACAUCCGAAGGAGAACAAUAUAUGAGUACCAUCGAGUUGAGCUGUUGAAAUCCAAAAUUACCAACUCCACUGUGAUUGUGUUGCUGCCUCUUCCGACUUGCCUGCAGUUCUCCAGCUGUGACAGCUGUGGUACAGCUCGCAUUGGCUUCAACUGUAGCUGGUGCAGCCGCCUACGAAGAUGUUCCAGUGGUUUUGACCGCAGUCGUCAAGAUUGGGUUGACAGUGGUUGUUUGGAUGAGAACCAGAGCUGCAAACCACAUGCUGAAAGCACUGGACCUGCAGUCAAUAACACAGCAGCCUCUACAGCCACAGCUCAGCCCAGCAGAGAUAGCAGCAUCAUCAGCACUGUCUCAUCCACAAAUACUCGUCUAACCACAGUCUCUGCUGAGCAAGGGACGAAGAUUGCACUUCCUUUGACUGAAGCUAGAUCCUCUGAGGCAGGGAGGGCAGGUGAGCAAAGUGAAAGGAUGCAGACUGGUCUGCUUAUUAGCGUCCUCCUCAUUGUGCUGUUGAUGGUGGCUGCAGUACUGGCUACAGUCUACAUGUACCACCAUCCUACCUCCAGUGCCAGCCUCUUCUUCAUCGAGAGACGGCCAACACACUGGCCUGUGAUGAAGUUUCGGCGGGGUUCUGGCCACCCAGCCUAUGCUGAAGUGGAGGCUAUGGGACGAGACAAAGAAGGCUUCAUUUUAAUAGAGCCUAAAGACAGCUUCAUUAUAACAGACCGACGAGAGAGCUCAAUUACAACAGACCAAAGAGAUGGCUUCAUUGUGCCUGACCAAAAAGAAAGAUUCCUUGCUGUGGGACAUCGCUGA
Hemibagrus wyckioides is the source of this 1805-nucleotide messenger RNA. It is a transcript of the gene plxdc2a, whose product is annotated as plexin domain containing 2a. The coding region runs from base 18 to 1805 and encodes 595 amino acids. The transcript has 14 exons. NCBI's taxonomy places the organism in Eukaryota, Metazoa, Chordata, Actinopteri, Siluriformes, Bagridae. The record is from RefSeq and is a predicted model, not a curated record.